Diplodia corticola is the source of this 1494-nucleotide messenger RNA. Its product is annotated as cytochrome p450 family protein. The transcript is spliced from 9 exons. The coding region runs from base 1 to 1494 and encodes 497 amino acids. The record is from RefSeq and is a predicted model, not a curated record. NCBI's taxonomy places the organism in Eukaryota, Fungi, Ascomycota, Dothideomycetes, Botryosphaeriales, Botryosphaeriaceae. Gene Ontology annotation, molecular function: iron ion binding; heme binding; oxidoreductase activity, acting on paired donors, with incorporation or reduction of molecular oxygen.
AUGCCUUUCCUCGAUGCCGCCCUCGGCUUCGCCAUUGACCACAAGAUGGCCGUCUGCGUGGGCGGCCCGGUGCUAGCAAUCUUUGCAUACCUCAUCUAUCAGAUUUGCCUCUCCCCUCUAGCAAAAAUCCCCGGUCCGCUCGCUGCCCGAAUUUCGCGGCUAUGGAUCACCAAGCACUCCUGGGAUGGUGAUAUGCAUCGGUCUAUGAUUGAACUCCACAACAAACACGGAUCCUUGGUCCGCACCGGUCCAAAUGAAGUGAGCGUUGCCGAUCUUUCGGCCAUCAAGAAAAUCUACGGAGCCGGAACCAAGUUUCAGAAGUCCGGGUGGUAUGGUGUCUGGCAAGGACGAAGGAAGUUCGACCUCUUCGCCGGCCGCGAUGAAGCCAUCCAUGGCCAGCACCGCCGUCUCGUUGCCCGAGCGUAUUCGAUGGACGCCUUGAAGGAUCUUGAGCAAUAUGUCGAUGACUCCAUCAAAGUGUUUAUGCAGAACAUGAACGAAAGAGUUGGCAAACCCAUGGACAUGGGCAACUGGGUCCAGCUCUUUGCCUUCGACAUCAUCGGAGAAAUCACCUUCAGCAAGCGCUUUGGCUUCAUGGACGUCGGCGCAGACGAUGGUUCCUUCCAAGCCAUCGAGAUGGCUUUACGUUCGGCCGCCUGGCUCGGCCAAGUACCGUGGAUCUUCUGGCUCCACGACUACCUUUCACCUUAUAUUGGCAACUAUCUGGGAAUCACCGCUCGGAAUGGCUCACUCCGUCAGUUUGCUUUGCGCGAGACCGAAGCUCGUAAGGACCGGGGCAGCGAUCGGAAGGAUAUUCUGAGCAAGCUCUUCGCCGUACACAAGGAACGCCCUGUCGAUUUCGAUUACAGCGAUCUUGUCUCUAUGGCCAGCUCCAACAUCUUCGCGGGAAGUGAUACGACGGCCAUCUCGACCCGCGCCAUCAUCUACUACCUUCUGAAGAACCCUGAGUACAAGCAGAAGCUCGUUCAAGAAAUCGACGACUUCUCCAAGCAAGGCAAGAUUAGUGAUCCAGUUACUCUGGAUGAGGCAAACAACAUGCCAUAUCUUCAGGCUGUCAUGUACGAGGCUCUUCGUUGCCAUCCGGCCGUGGGCAUGAGCCUUCCACGCGUGGUUCCUCCCGGAGGUACCGAAAUUGACGGCACAUACCUUCCAGCUGGCACGAUCGUUGGUGUAAACCCAUGGGUUGUGCACCGCAACAAGGAAGUCUACGGAGAGGACGUCGAAGCCUUCCGACCUGAUAGAUGGUUGGAGAAGGAUAACGGUGACAUGCAUCGCUUCUUCUUUGCCUUUGGCUCGGGUGCUAGGACGUGCAUUGGGAGGAACAUUAGCUGGAUGGAAAUGUCCAAGCUUAUUCCCACCCUGUUUAUGCAUUACGACUUGCAAUUGGUAGACCCUGAAGCGCAAUGGACCGAGACUUGCUGGUGGUUUGUGAUGCAACAGGGUAUCAAAGUUGUCCUGCGGCCCCGAUACUAA